Messenger RNA from Glycine soja, 813 nucleotides. Its product is annotated as ubiquitin domain-containing protein 1-like. Lineage: Eukaryota; Viridiplantae; Streptophyta; Magnoliopsida; Fabales; Fabaceae. The coding region runs from base 191 to 535 and encodes 114 amino acids. The record is from RefSeq and is a predicted model, not a curated record. The transcript is spliced from 4 exons.
GGUGUACAAGUAGAAAGGUUUGAGUGUAGCUACUACCGUUACCCACUGCAGUGGUUAUCGUGCCAAAGCUACGUCAUUGACUUGGCAUCUGAUCUCAGUGAGAAUUCAGAAAGAAAGCCCUUUCUUUUUUCUUUUACCUCUCUCUCUCUCUCUCUCCUUCUGCCAACCAACUUCUUCUCCUUUUUCUGCAAUGGGUUGUGCUGGAUCUUCACAAUCCAAGCCUGAUGGGGCUGUAAAAAAGAUCCGGAAACCUAAGCCUUGGAAGCAUCCUCAACCCAUAACAAAGACUCAGCUCACACAAUUACGUGAUGAGUUUUGGGACACAGCUCCUCACUACGGUGGCCGGAAAGAGAUUUGGGAUGCUCUUCGAGCCGCUGCCGAGGCUGAUCUAACUUUAGCACAAGCAAUUGUGGAUAGUGCCGGGGUCAUUGUCCAGAGUUCUGAUUUGACAGUAUGCUAUGAUGAAAGAGGAGCAAAGUAUGAGCUACCCAAGUACGUUUUGAGCGAGCCAACUAACCUGAUUCGGGACACUUAAUAACAGAGAAUAUAAAUAGAAAGAUUCAUGGGCGAGAAGAUUGUAAAUCAUGUAUAUGGUUAUCUCAUUGAAUUGGUAACUUGCAUAGGGUAGCAACUCUUUUUCCUUUCCACCAUCUUUGAAAUCUAUCUACCGCUAUGUUUCCUCCAUCAAUUAAACAAAAAAGUCUGUUCUGUAUCUGAUGACAGUAUCCCUCUUCUUUGGUAAAUACAAACUCCGUUAUGUAUUUUCAAUCGGCAAUUUCUCAACAUUGGUUUCAUAUUUGUGUUGAAAGAACA